Molecule: messenger RNA, 828 nt
Organism: Monoraphidium neglectum
Lineage: Eukaryota; Viridiplantae; Chlorophyta; Chlorophyceae; Sphaeropleales; Selenastraceae
Exons: 1
Coding region: 1-828 (275 amino acids)
Biological process (GO): intracellular protein transport; protein localization to organelle; Golgi to plasma membrane protein transport
Cellular component (GO): Golgi apparatus
Molecular function (GO): GTP binding
Source: RefSeq, a predicted model, not a curated record
AUGGAGGCGGCGUUAUCGGCCGUGAAGGGCCUGCUUCCCGAGGCAGUGAAGCAACAGCUGCAGCAGGCGAUUGAUGGUGGCCUAGUGCCACGGAGUGCAGCACAGCACGUCCCCCCCGAGCUCCUCACCCCCGAGGGCCUCGUGGUGGCGUUGUUUACUGCGUUCUUUGGCUUCAUCUUGUUGCUGCUGGUACUCGGACCGCGGGGAAAGAAGCGGGGCAGCACAGUUGUCCUUACGGGCCCACCCAACUCCGGCAAAACGACGCUGUUCUUCCAGCUGAAGGACGGGUCGCUCCACAACGGCGUGGUGGCCAGCAUGGGCGACAACGCCGCCACUGUUGCGCUGCGCCCGGCACGCGGCGCGCCAAAGACCGCGCAGCUGCUCGACGUCCCCGGCCACCACAGCGCCCGUCACCACCUGGAGGCUGUUCUUAAGGACGCAGCCGCGAUCGUCUUCCUGGUCGACGCUGUCGAGGUGACGCCGCACCGGACCGAGGCCGCAGACAUGCUUUACGAGGUGCUGACGCACUCCGCGGUGCACCGCUCGCGCACGCCGCUGCUGAUUGCCUGCAACAAGAUGGACCUGGAAAUGGAGGCCCACUCGGUGGACUUCAUCCGCAAGACCCUCGAGCGGCAGCUCGACGCGAUGCGCAAGACGCGCGCCGCGUCGAUCGGCAAGGACGCGGGCGGCGGCGGCGGCGCGGCGCUCGGGCCGGCGGAGCGGCCGUUCAGCUUUGCGGCGCUGCGCAGCAAGGUGGCGCUCGCGCCUGCGGCGGCCAAGACGGGCAGCCUCGAAGAGGUGGUGGCGUUCAUCGCGGCCAACGUGUAG